AUGGCUGGAUUGUGGCUGCAGCUCGGCUCCCUGCGGCAGGGUCAAGCGCUGACUCUCCUCCACUACCUCGUCUGUCUUCUCUACCCACCUUCAGUUGCUCUUUCCAACAUCAGCAAAUCCCCUCUGCAGGUAAGACAUCCACAUGAUGAUGAUGAUGAUGAUGAUUAAAAAGACAGGAGUAACAGUCUAAGAUAGCUAUGUGCAUGUCAUGUUUGCAAAAUUUUCAGAGUUGAAUUAUCAUUUAUGAACUUUAAAGAAAAUGUUCAACUUUCUAACAGUUGUCCUACAUCUAAAGACAACAUUAAAACAUAACCUUUGACCCCCAGAUAAACUUAAGAGAGCUGGUGAAUAACAGCACAACCAGCCUUUGAAUACAGUUGGAUAAAAUGGCCAAAUUCCUCACAAAACAUCCAGUUUUUUUACAGAUUUUAAAAAGGCAGGAAAAGUGAGGUCGAGUAGCGAGAGGGCUUAAUUCAAUACAUAAUAUACAAGAAACAGAAAGGGUAAACUCCAAAAUAAAGAUCUGCAUUGAGAGUAGAAAAAUAGAGUGGAAAAGUUCCCCAACUCAAACCAACUGUUGGACUGGACUGAGGGAGCUGUGGGAUUUCAAGCAAGAACAGGGGAGAGAGUUAGAGAGUAUGAUGUAUGAGUGAAAACAAGGAGAAAAGAGCUCGAAUGUGAAACAGCGGAAUCGAGGAUUAUACUGUUCAAACACACGCCUGUGAUGGUGGCACUUAAAGUGUGCAGAUUGUGCAGGUCGAUGUGCACGUCUGAGCACAUGCAGUGUUUGUACCUCUGGUUUUGUGCGCCUAUAAUUGUGUGACUGUGUGUGUUGGCAGGAGUUUGAGGUGGUUAAGGGGAAUUUCUCUCGCAUUUUCCUUCGUGUUGGCUACCAUAAGAUUGCAGAGAUUCCUGCCGGAGCACGCAACAUCAGCAUACAAGAGACGAUAAAGAGCAGAAACUACCUGGGUACACACAAACUUGUAGAUACAUACGGAUUUAGAGUUUAUUUUACAGGAAGCACAACAGUAACGGAUGGGUAUUUGGUUUUCCCUCAGCUCUGCGGACACAAACCGGCGUCUCCAUCAUCAAUGGAAACUGGGUGAUUGACAGGCCGGGGAUCUUCUUUGCUUUAGGAACACAGCUGAUUUACCAAAGACCAAAUGAAAUCCGCUCUCGUACUGGAGAGUCGAUCACAGCACCUGGACCGCUCACUGAAGACCUACAUGUUUUUGUAAGAUCCUUUUUCUGUCUCUCAUUCAGAUGCACCAAACAAAGCUCCUUGUACUGUCAUCAUGUACAAAAUACUCCUCAACUCUCUCUUUAUGUCUUUCCCUCAGCUGAUCUACCAACAACCAAGUCCAAGUGUAUACUAUGAAUACACUGUGCCUAUACAAAACACACACCCAACUCCUGAGCCAGUCACACCUACUGAUAUUCUACCCUUGGGUAAGUGAACACACACUCUCGUGCACGAAUGCACAAAUACACAUUUAAUGGAGUGACCCUAAAUGACCACAGUGCCAUUUUCUCCGACUUGAUAUUCUGCUUUGCCAUCAGAGAGCAUAACACAUAACAGAUGCUUUGUUUGUGUCUGUGUGUGCAGCACAGAGUCUUGUGUGUGUGCAUAUAUGUGUGUGUGUGUGUGUGCAUAUGUGUGUGUGUGUGUGUGUUUCGUUCAGAUUUCCCUCCAGUUUCUUGAUAAUGCCAAAUUUGAUUAUUUUCAUCAAAAAGUUCCUUUAUAAAUUGGAUUAGGAUGUUGAUGACAUUUGAUACAGUAAGACAGCCAAACUUUGUUCUGGCAGAAAUCUCUUGACCUCACACUUAGACAAUAGGAUAACCGGUCACUUGGGCAGAUUUGAUUUCAUUACUUAAUGUUUAGUCUUUAUUUAAGAGAUUAAAGACACGACUCAAAUUUCUGCUGACACUGAAAAUCAAUUUCUUCAGUUCUAAGAUAUCUCCUGGACCUUCUCAGUGUUCCUGACUGCCCCAAAGAUCCCACAGACAUACAUACUUAUGGUUGCUCACUGGGGUAGAGGUUCGAUGAAGAGCUGUGAUCCAUGUCAAAAUAUCAGAAUCCAAAAAUAAUGAUCAUUUUUAGUGUUCUAAUGAGAUAAGAUUUAGUCAUAUUAUGGGUUAAUACAAUAAAUCCAAUAACUCAUAAGCAUCUGUAAUGUUCACAGGAAUAUGAUGUAGCCAUGGCAAAAUAGCGCCAUCUGUUGGUAACACUGCAUACACCCAGAGUCAGUCUUGACUGCAUUUUUUUGUGAUAAACUUUUUAAUUUAACUGAGAAAAGGAGAAAGGUACAAGUCAGUGUUACAGCAAUAAAUAAUAAGAUAUAUAUUCAAAUACACCCAUACCUAUAAAUGUAUAUACAUACAUAAAGAAUAAAAAAUAAAUAAAAUGAUAAAUGUAUAGAAAUCAGUAAAAUAAUGAUAAAAACAAAUAUACAAUAGGUUAAACAGUAACACUUAGACCACUUAGUGUUACCACUUAGAACGGUAACACUUAAACGGUAACACUUAGACCAUUUAUAAAUGGUCUAUUUACCAUUUAUAAAUGGUAAGCAGAUAGUUUAUUAAUGUUUAAUCAUCAUUUAUAAAUAGCAUAUAGACCAUUAAUAAAUUGUAAAUUUUACCAUUUUAAAAACCUAACCUUGACCCUAACUUUACAACAACCAUCUAAGUAAUGUUUAUAGAUUGUUUAAAAAACAAAUAUUAACCAUUUACAAAAUGCUACUGACACACAUUUAAUCUAGAUGUUUUAGAACUGAUAUUUAAACCCUUUAUAAACCUUUAAAAAAAUAGUCCAUUAAUAAUUAAUGAAAACUAUUAAUCAUAAUUUCAUUGCUUGUUAAUGGUAACAAUAAACUAUUAACUUACAUUAAUAAACCAUCUAUUUGCCAUUUUUAAAUUAUGGUGAUUGCAAAGUAUUAGCGGUUGAACAAUAAUUACAUGCUUAAAAUGCUUAAAAUGCAUUACAGAAACCUAACAGCAAAGACUAAGUAAGAACAAACAUCAGCAAACAGUCAAUUCAUGUAACUACUAAAACUGUAGUUUGGAAGUUGCUGAAAUAAAACCUGGAAUGCAGAAAAAUGACGCAAAGCUUAUUCUACCAAAAAGGUAUGUGGAGAUGAAAACCUUCAUGUAACACAAUGCUUUCCAGUGGUGUACUCAAGGAGGGGCAAGGGGCAGCAAAUAUAUGUUUUACCUUGGCAGCUUCAUAAAUAUGGUGAGCUGCAAGAGUCCACGAGACUCUAUUACCGUGUCCAAAGAAACCCCACUCCGUAAUUAUGGAAGACUGCCUGUAGGAGCUCAAUGUUCCCACUCUCAGGAAUUUAUCCACUUUGACUUUUCCUCAUCAGUGACUUAAAUCUUGCAUUUUGAUUCUGCUCCAUAAUUAAAAAGCAGUUCCUUGCAUGUCAGGUAACAUCAUAUCAACCUUACCCCUCUUGCAGUGACAGCAACAGGAGCUCAAUCCCACCCAGGGGAGGAAAAGGUCCACCAAGACGACAUUACCAACAAUGACAUCAUUAAAGAGCAACCCCACCCUAACCAGGUUCCCAGUGUGACAUCUAAUCCCCAUCCCACCUACACCUGGAGAAAGAGCAGGCAUUCAGAGUGCAGCACGACGUGUGGUGUUGGUGAGGAGACACAUUUGGGUUUUGGGAAGGUGUAACUGCACAUGAGUGUUAUUUUUCCUAACAAGAAAGAUUUGGGUUUCUUUCAGCAAUAACAGUACGCUUGUGUUACACCUUUCACAAAAAGGCCCAAUCAUGUUGACAGUAUAAAGACUUGAGGUUAUAAAAACAUGCAAAUUUAAUGUUAUGUGAUCUGCAUUGAUGUACACAGACGCAACUAAAAGCCCUGACUGUUAAAACCAGCUGAUGUCAACCUAAAGGGCUGCGAUUAGUUACUAAAUUUAUCAGAUUUGAAGAUAUCAGAAGUUUGAUAUUUGUCAAAAUAACAACUUCAUGUGUGUGUGUGUGAUGUUUUCACAGGCAAACAAACCUGUUAGCUUAGUUGUCUUUGUAUUCUGUUGUGUUUAUGUGUGUUUUGUUAGGCAGGCGUCAGGUACUGUGGGAGUGCGUUGAGAAAGACUCUCAGGUGACCGUACCUGCUGACCUCUGUGCCACUACCCUCCAACCUACACACCAGGACGAGGAAUGCAACAUGCAGCCAUGCCCUGCAUAGUGAGUGGACCACUCACACCUCUGAUGCCACAUACUGCACAGACCCAGAGCAGACAUACUGCAUGAGACACAAAUACAUGCACAUUAGUUCCACACAGCGCUGUGAUUCUCAGGGUGAAACCUUCAUCUCUCACACACAUUUCAGCCAUGAGUCAGUCAGAGUCAACCACACUGAGUUAAUUUGUUGUGGUUUUGGUUUCAAUGACUUGUGGGAAAUACUAUGAGAUACUACUGCAGCCAAAAUGUGGCAUGGUGUCUGUGCAGGAAGGGUAUGUUUGGUUUUGGAUCCUUUAAAGACAUUUUGCUCAGAUUCAGUGAUCCUUGACAGCUGUCAGUCUGAAAUAUAUCUUUCUAUUGGAAGAGCAGCAGCAGGGUAGUAUAAUAUUGAAAUUUCUGUAAUAACUGAACAGAGGGAAAAGUUUAUGCCAAACAAAUUGUCUUUCUCUGCAAGUGUCUUUAAUAUCUGUUGGGAGUCACUGAGUGACUGUGGUGUAGUGGUAGAGUCUGUGUUCUCUCAGUUGGAGGUUUAAUGGUGAAAAUUAGAGCAAGACACUGAAUCCUAAAUUACACCUGGUGACGUGGUCAGAGGUUAGUUGUGACAUGUAGAGUACCUGCUGUGUAUUUCCUGUCUGACUGUAUCUCCUCCAUCUGUGAUUGGCUGACAGCUGGGACAUUGGGGAGUGGUCAGACUGCAGCAGGAAGUGCGGACCCGGCACCCAGCAGCGCCAGGUCAUUUGCCGCCAGGUCACUCACGUUCACGCCAAUAGGACAGAGACCUCGGUUACCGUGGCACCAAAGCUUUGUGGACUGACUGAUAUGCCGGUGACCAGGUCUACAUGUCAGCUGAAGAUCUGUAGCCAGUGGCAGAUCCUGUCUGAGUGGAGCCCAGUGAGAAAAACAACCACACACACACACACACACACACACACACACACACACACACACACACAGAGACACACACACACACAGAGACACACACCUCAGUAUUACUGACACAUCACUCUGAAUGUAAACCACCUUAAAAAUAAAUUUCAUGUGUGUUACAGUGGGGCGGGUUGUCAGUAGAUACUCAAUUACAAAAAAAAGACAAAUCUAUACUAGAACUGACUUUGUGCACCUUUUCCUUUUUACUACACGAGUUUGAUCACAUUCAUUUGACGACUGGUUAUGAAUGUUGUUGUUUUAUAUCUUCCUGUUUCCCUCCACCAAGUGUUCGGUACCAUGUGGCGUGGGCCAACGCAGCAGGGAGGUUGUGUGUAUGAGCAACCAGGGGGAUGUGGAGGAUGAUGAGGAGUGUAACAUGAACUUAAAGCCAGACAAUCUGCAGAACUGUGACAUGGGGGCCUGUGCACGCAGCUGGUUCACCUCCCUCUGGAGCCAACAGGUGAUAUAAAAACUAAGUGUGUGUGUGUGUGUGUGUGUGUGUGUGAGGAGAAUGGGACACAGUGAAGGAGACAAAAUGAAUCCAUGCUUCAAGUCAUAACGAAAGACUGCUGAAGAGUUUAUGUGUGUGAUGUUCCCUAGUGCUCAGCAGGCUGUGGUCAAGGCAAUCGAACCCGGGAAAUAGUGUGCCUAAUGGAUCAUGUAACAGACCUCCCAUUGGGCAGCUGCGAAGGGGAACGCCCACCAGAAGUGACAUCAUGUGAUUCAGGCCCCUGUAAGGACCGCCAUGAGUGGUACACAGGUCCCUGGGGUCAGGUAAUCCACAUUCAUAGAUACGUAAUGGGAAAUACUGACCAUUUGAAGAUUGAGCUUACCAGUGUGUGUGUGUGUGUGUGUGUGUGUUUGUGAAGUGCUCUGCAGAGUGCGGUAACGGUACACAGACCCGGAGUGUGGCUUGUAUAUUGAACAGUAACGGUGUGAUGGAAGUUUUGGAUCAUGUAAAAUGUUCCAGCCUCCCUCAGCCAAUCACAGCUCAGCCCUGCAGACUGAAACCAUGUGGCGUCCAGUGGUACGUCACAGAUUGGAGUGCAGUAAGUGUCUUUAAGUCUGCCCCCCUACAAAGCUAAAACCCAUGUGUGGUAAUUUUAUUUUCUGGUAUUUUUGUCUGAUUCUGAUACAAUACUAAUAUAAAUACACUGGAAUUUUGAUCUAUUUUCUAUAUUUGAAAUUUGAAUAUUUAAACAUGAAAAUGAAUUUUUUUGGGAUUUCAAAAUCAGUGUUCAACAAAACACAAUCUAACUGAGGUCUCAGAUUUUAUUCUUGAAUAGAUAAUUAUAUGACAAGAGUGUGGAUUUGCCCUUUUAUCACUAUGACAUCAUGUUCACCUGCAAGAAGGAUACUUUAAAAACAAAAGAAGGAAUUAUGUUUCAUCCUAAGAGGAAAGUAGUUCGAAGAUAUCAAAAAUGUCCAGCUGUGAUCAGAGUUAACCAGGAUAUCAGUUUUUGGAGGGACAAAUCUACUGUUGAAAUUUUUUUCAUCUUUAAAUGCUUUGAACCCCAGAAACUCUAUUCAUCUCAGCUGUUUUGGUGCAAUUGACAAACAAUUCAAAGUUGGAUUUUACACAUUUUAUGUACAAAUUUAAAGGCCAAAACCAGUGAGCUGAAGAUCUUAGAGGACAGUCAUGUGUCAAUUUCAUGCCGUAAGUUAUUAUGAGUAAACAAUGCUCACAUCGGUCAUACUAUCACCUCCCAUACACUUUUUGGUUAACUAUCUCUGCCUUUGCUCUGUCUUCCACUUCAGUGUUCUCGCUCUUGCGAUGGAGGAUAUCGUGUGCGUGAGGUGCGUUGUCUUACCGACAAUGUGGUUCCAAGUAACCAGUGUGUCCCCAGUCUGACUCCAGAGAGCCGAGAAGAGUGCAACAAGCAACCUUGUGCAGCUGAGCUCAGUAAGACUAUUAUGUAGAGUUAUUACAGGUCACCAUCUAAAAACCUCUGAAUUAGCGUAAUAAGCACAGUGGCAAUAAAAAUCUCAGAUCAACAUGAACUAUUUUGUAGCCCAAACUGUGAUUUUUUCCUGAUCUGAAUCAAAUUGUUCUCCAUUUCUGUCCCUUUUCUUUCUACACAGAUCCUUCCUGCAGUGACCAGUAUCAUAACUGUGUGGUAGUGGUCCAAGCCCGACUCUGCGUUUACCCUUACUACAGAAAUGUCUGCUGUGCCUCCUGCUCCCGCGCCCAGAAAUCAUACCCAAAAUCAUUUCAAAAGAACUAUAUACACAGGUGA
Xyrichtys novacula (pearly razorfish) is the source of this 7354-nucleotide messenger RNA. The record is from the annotation of a GenBank genome assembly. NCBI's taxonomy places the organism in Eukaryota, Metazoa, Chordata, Actinopteri, Labriformes, Labridae.